Messenger RNA from Conger conger (European conger), 6089 nucleotides. Its product is annotated as ecto-NOX disulfide-thiol exchanger 2-like. The transcript is spliced from 17 exons. Gene Ontology annotation, biological process: ultradian rhythm. Bases 584 to 2494 code for a protein of 636 amino acids. Gene Ontology annotation, cellular component: external side of plasma membrane; plasma membrane. Gene Ontology annotation, molecular function: protein-disulfide reductase activity; RNA binding. The record is from RefSeq and is a predicted model, not a curated record. NCBI's taxonomy places the organism in Eukaryota, Metazoa, Chordata, Actinopteri, Anguilliformes, Congridae.
CAUAGACGUACUACACUAUCAUUAUAGAAGUGAAUGUUGCUUGGUUGCUUCCAGCAUUUUUGGUAACCAAGAAGAGGAGAUUGAAGAUUGAAGUCUAUGUAGCAAACGGACUCCCUGGCCGAAACGUUAAGUCCAGAAAAAAGCUGUCACUUGGAAACCACGAGAGGUUUGAUUGGAGAGCAGGCUUCAGCGACGUGAAGAUGUACAAGGACUACAGGUCUGGUCGGGCUGCAGAUUCAGAGCAGCAUUCGGCCUUGUACCGCUGCCCCCCCCGUGGGGACGUCAGAGGGGUGGCUCGGGAGGUCAGGGAAGCGGACGGCAGUUUAGCCUGCAGCGAGAGAGCGGCACCAGGUUAUACUACGGCACAGAAAAAUAACCGACCAUCAAGGGCAGAUACGCUAUUCCGAUUGGCCGAGAUGUCUCACGCUUGAACACCCUCCCCUUCGACCCAGCCACCAACAACGAACCCCUGCAGUUCACUAACUCCAACGGGCCCCUGGUGACUGACUGUCCGCUGGAGAACGGAGCGGAGAACAGCAAGAAGAGGAAGAGACCCAGCCUGCCCCCAGAAGGAAUUCGGAACAUGACCAUGGACUCCAGCCAGAUGGGAAUGCCCAUAUCAGACCCCAACGCCUGGGCGACUGCCAUGACCAAUUUGGGGAUGGCGCCAAUGGGCAUGACCGGACAGCCCCUCAUGUCAGAUUAUGACCCAAGCCUGGGCAUGAUGACGGGCAUUGCGCCCAUGAACCCUAUGAUGCCCGGUCUGGGCAUGGUGCCCCCGCCCAUCUCACAGGACAUGCCCAUCGUCAAGGAGAUCAUCCACUGCAAGAGCUGCACCCUUUUCCCUCCCAAUCCCAACCUGCCGCCUCCCGCUACCAGGGAAAGGCCCCCCGGCUGCAAGACCGUGUUUGUUGGCGGUCUGCCGGAGAACGCCACAGAGCAGCUGAUUGUGGAGGUGUUCGAGCAGUGCGGAGAAAUCAUCGCCGUCCGCAAGAGUAAGAAGAACUUCUGCCACAUCCGCUUUGCCGAAGAGUACACCGUGGACAAGGCCAUGUUCCUGUCUGGUUAUCGGAUCCGGCUGGGCUCCAGCACGGAUAAGAAGGACACAGGGCGGCUGCACGUGGACUUCGCUCAGGCGCGGGAUGACCUGUACGAGUGGGAGUGCAGACAGCGCAUGAUGGCGCGGGAGGAGAGGCACCGCCGCCGCAUCGAGGAGGACCUGCUCCGCCCACCCUCCCCCCCGCCCAUCGUCCACUACUCUGAGCACGAGUGCAGCCAGCUGGGCGACAAGAUCAAAGAUGACUCCCUGUUCGCCGAAGCCGUCCGCGUCCUGCUGACCUGGGUGGAGCGGGGCGAGGUCAACCGCCGCAACGCCAACAACUUCUACUCCAUGAUCCAGUCCUCCAACAGCCACAUCCGACGGCUGAUGAUCGAGAAGGCCGCCCACGAGAAGGAGAUGGAGGAGGCCAAGGAGAAGUUCAAGAACGCCCUGGCGGGGAUCCUGGUGCAAUUUGAGCAGAUUGUGUCUGUAUUCCACGCUGCUUCCAAACAAAAGGCAUGGGACCAUUUCUCCAAAGCCCAGCGCAAGAACCUGGACGUGUGGCGCAAGCAAGCCGAGGAGAUCCGCAACAUCCACAACGAGGAGCUGAUGGGCAUCCGCAGGGAAGAGGAGAUGGAGAUGUCGGACGACGACAUGGAGGACGUUUCCGAGAGCAAGGACUCUGAGGACUCAGGCCCUGCGGCCCAGGUGGAGGCUCUGAAGGAGGAGAACGACAGCCUGCGCUGUCAGCUGGACGCGUACAGGAACGAGGUGGAGCUGCUGAAGCAGGAGCAGGGCAAGGUCCAGCCGCAGCACAGCGAGGAGGACGCCACCCGCCAGCAGCAGCUCAGCUUCCUGCAGCAGGCCCUGCAGGGCAUGCAGAAGCAACUGCUGAAGAUCCGAGAGGAGCUGAAGCAGCGGGAGGCGGAGCUGGAGAAGAGCUCGGAGGAGAAGCAGCAGCUGGAGACUCAGGUGCAGAGCCUGCAGGAGAAAACGUUGGUCUUUCCCCCAACACUCCCGCCCCAGCUGGAGUCAGCAGAGCAGCCUCAGGAUGAUAAAUGCAUUGAGGAAAGCACCGCUCAAGCCAAUACUGCGGUGGAUGCCUCUGGACUAAAAGCUGUAGUUGUGCAGGAAUUGUCCGUGCCGACGGUGCUAUCCUGCACGCAGGAGAAGGAGAGUCCCCCCGAGGUGGCCCCCGCCAGCCCCAUCCAAUCAGAAAGAGAGGCCUUGCUUGUGGGUAUCAUCUCCACCUUCCUCCACGUGCACCCGUUCGGAGCCAGCAUCGAGUACAUCUGCUCAUACUUACAGUGCAUGGACAGCAAGAUCAGCACCUCAGAGGUGGAGGCCCUGCUCGGACGCCUGCCCCGCACGUUCAUGCAGGAGCUGACGGGCGUGGGCGCCAGCCUGGAGAAGCGCUGGAAGUUCUGCGGGUUCGAGGGGAUCAAGACCGCGUAGGGGCCGGGGGAGGGACGGGCCGGCGGCGUCGAGCGCGGGGCACUUUGAAUCACUCCCCUGAGCGGGGCCACAGCCCGCCGGUCUCAGACAGGAGCCGGACUUCAGAGCUCCUCGUGAGCCAGUGACUCGCGUCCGGCCCACCCGUGACCGUGCGGCAGGGUCUGGAGUUACACAGGGGGACAAUCAGGGUUUGCUGUAGGUUUCUUUCAUUCUUUCACGCUUUCUCUUUAUCUCUUUGUACUCCUUUCCUUCCUGUUGGAAAGAUGGAUGUACUGUAUAUAUACAUACACUGUACGUUUCGGUUGCCAGCCGUUCAGUUGUAAGGUUGUGUUCAUAUGUCGAGGAAAAAAAAGACUUGUGUGAGAGAGAAAAGAUUCAAAAAUAAGGUUUUAAUUUUUAUUAUAUUUGUUUGCCAUUUCCUUGGGAGGAGAGCGUUUUGAAGAAAACCAGGUGCAGCAUAUUUUAUUUUUCCAUAUUGUGAGUUAUUCUGGGACAAGGCUGCAGAGGACGUUUUCUCGGACAGCUUUGUCUUCAGGCUCAGUCUCACCUGCUUGAGCCUGGGGCCCCUACUGCUGACCAACUGCCCCAGCCACCCCACCCCUCCAGCACUAUUUCUCUACCGACAAGUGGAGCACAAGCAGCACUCUGCAGGUCGGAGGCUGGCCGAGGGGACGGCCGCCAUUUUGGCUCCUGUUCCCAUGGAGACGCACGCUUCCUGACUAGAAAAGGAGGCUGAGGGUGCUUGGCACUGUGGUUCUCCUGAGAGAAAGAGGAGACGUUAAUUGGAGGGAAGUACAGUAUGACCUUUUUCCGUGCUUGGGUUAUUUCCCGUUCUCUCAUUCCUUUUUUUUCUGUUCGGUUCCACUGCUGUUUUAAUGCUUUUCUUUAUUAUUUUAUUGUUUUUUUCCUCCUUUGGGUCAUUUAUUGCUCUGAAAUGUCAAAUCCAUUUCUUUCUCCCAGCGGGACAAGCUUCUCUGAGGUCUCAUUGUGCAGAAUCGCGACUGCCGCUGUGGUCAGAGGAGUGGGAUAGGGCAUGUUUCUUUCUGCAGGAAACGCUUUACUGGAGGUGUCUGCGAUGGUGUUGAGUCAUCAGCUCCCAGAGUCAUCAGUUUUUAAUUGGAUGAAGAGAAGCUGAACUGCAUGCUGGGACAGUUUUUUUUUUUUUUUGGGGGGGGGGGGGUUAUAUGCCUCCAGCAAGCCUGCAUUCAGUGAUGUAAAUAAAUCUGGCAGUGAAGUCACACGCAAAUUUGUACAAUUUCUGUCGCUCUAGGAGACCUUAGAUUUGUUCCAUAUGAUUUUCAGUUGUUGGCCAUCUGUUUCCUAAGGUUAUGUGUGCACUUCAUUACAUCCAGGUGCUUAUCUCUAUUUUGGCUUUCUGUAAUAGCAUGCUACUGUCCCCCCAGGAAUUCCAAUGUUUAAUCCAAGUGCCCACGUCACACUUGCUGCUGGUUCUCAACUCCUCAAAAAGAAAAUAGACCAUUGAAGGUGGAGGGGUGUCCUUCAGACCAAUGUCUGCAAAAACCCAUUCACCCCCCUCAUCUGCCAUGUGCUUGAAAGUUGGUUUCUUCUGAUACUGCCAAAGUCUAUCUUGGUAACUCUGUUAAUGUGUUCCUUUGUGUUAAGGUGUUUUUUCUGAUUAAUUCUGUCUUGUACAUCCAUUAUGUAUCAGGUGUUUCCCUUUAAAUAGCCUAACCAAAUACAAGGCCUUUUUUGAUCGUCAUAUUGGAACCCCUAUCACCUUGUACAGAUACAGUAUGCACAUCAUAUGUUGGUUUUUCUUUCCUUGCUUGUGUUAAAAAAAGAAAAAAAAAGCUUUUUGUUGAAAAUCACAUGCAAAUGUAGAUUGUACACAUGUGCAGGGUGACGUGUAUGUGCAGACAAAAGCAUCCUGCUUUUUUAUUUUUUCCUUCCAUAAUGUGAAGUAAAUCUGCACUGUUGAAAUGCACUAAAACUAAGUGAUUCUUUUAAGAAGUGCCCCCCUUUAUUCAUUGGCCCUCUCCAGACCAUUGAGAAUGUCUGUUCUACAUUUAAAUGCAUUCUUGUGCCAGAUUUACAGUUGUAGCAAGUUCAGUUAUUUAAUGCACAGUUACACCUAAUAGUAGAAAAAACACUGGAGCACCGAAUCCAACAUAAAUAAUUGAUGUCAUGUAAGAAGCUUGUUUUUUAAAGAGAUUUGAGCAUCAAGCAAAUGGACCAAUUUUAUCUCACUGGAGUCCUUCUGAAACGCACUCUGCUUUCUUGCAUUAGUUGAAUGCAAAGUUGUAUGUCAUCUAUGGGAUUCAAGUUGAAUUAGAAUUGACAAAAUCUUGUCGGACCUAAAUGAUAUUUCCACUGAAUGAAAUGGGAAAUUCAGUUAGUGAAUGAUUUCCUGGAAGAGAGGGCCAUGUGAAGGAGAGUGAUCAGGAGCACUAGAACAUGUCAGAACUGCAAAGUGGCAACUGAUAACCAGUGAGCACCCUGGAGCCUUUAAAACCACACACAUUUCUGCCGUUAUGCUAAUGAAUUGGAGCUGAAGUGAAGGCAAUGGUUCACACGUGAAAUAUAUUUCCAUUAAACUCAUGGUUGAUGAAAUGAAGUGAAUGCCGGCUGCCGCUGAAAUGAGCUAAUUAUAUGGUAUCUGCAGAUGCCCAGCAACAGUAGUGGGCAAGUGUAUCCCCUCAUGGCAAAUGUUUAAACAGUGAGUGGGAACACAGAAGUUGAAUCAACAUUUCUGGAAAACAGUCACAUACUCCCCCCAUCCUCCCCAUCUCCCAUCCAGCAGGAGUAGAUGACUACCAGCGUCCAUCUGUUCACGUCGCAGCUAAGAGAAGCUGUGAAAGACGGUGGCUGUCACAAUGAGGUUUGAGGUAAUCAAAAGAUAAAUCAAGGCUUUAAAAACAGACCUUGAAGCGUAAUGGAGAUUUGACUUGAUUCAGUUACCUCCCCCGCUGGUAAAAGUGUGUUACACUCUCAAGGUUGAAGUCUUCGCACUGCUGAACACAACUUUCUGGCAAGAGUUUAGAUGUCAUAAGCCUCAUAAAUCUUUGCAUUUAGUGCCCUAAAACCACGGAAUGUCAGGCCACAGUCCGAGCCAAUUGCCUGUCGUGGGCAGGGUUGAAUUGUUCUCCGUGUCCCAAGUAUUGCUUAAAGGGACUGUGGGGAUUUUCUGUCUACUGAAUCGAUGGGAGAGAGACCAUUCAUUUUGCAAUUGCAGGAUGAAGUACAACUGAGAAAGUUGUUUUUGUCACCAUUUUCUUUUCUUGAGCAUUCUACCAAAAAGACAAAAAACUAUUAUCUUAAAUAUAUGCUGUCAUAAAGUAAUUUUAGGUUUACUUAUGCGAACUAAGGUUUUGGAGUUGUUGCUGAAGUUAUGUUAGGACUGCUUGAACCAUAGGUUUUUUGCAAUAUUUCAUCAUAUUUACAUGUUUGAUAUGAAAACUCUUGAUGCUUCUGGGCUUGUGUGCUGCUUAGCUGUUUUUAACAAUUGAGUCUCAUUCACCAUCUCUGUAGACCCAAAUCCUCUAAUCUUUCAAGAGGGAAAACAUAUUUGUACAGAAGGUGAGCAUAUGUAUUGUUGAAAUAUGUAUUUUUAGAAAUAAAGCUGUUUGUAGUAAAA